GACGGAGAGGGUUGGGUUGGUUUUAGUUUGCUGGUUGUGAGUUGGGGCGAGUCGUGAACGUGAGAGAGACGAUGAUCACGAUGGAGAUGAAGUCAAACCUUGAGGGUAGGAGGUGAAAGAAUAGGAAGAAUAGAUUGUUGGGAGGAGGAGGAGGAGGAGGAGGAGGGCGGCGUGCGCUGGAGUCGGAUGGUAUUGAUCAUCGGCGGUGGGAGUCGGCGAUGGGCGGCGGGGCGGCGGUGGGCGGUUGUUGGUAGAGAAGAAGAAGGAGGAGGAGACAGAGGAGGAGGUGCAAGGUGGGAAGGUUGGGAGGAUGAGGAAGGGGAGAGUUAAGAGCGGGCUGCUGCCGAGCUCGCUGCGGAUCAUCUCGUCGUGCCUCAAAACCGUGUCUUCCAACGCUGGGUCCGUCGCGAGCAGCGUCCGAUCCGCCGGGGCGUCCGUCGCCGCAUCCAUCGCCGUGCCGGCCGAGGAUGAGAAGGACCAGGUUUUAUGGGCUGGCUUCGAUAAACUAGAGCUUAGUCCAUCUUCCUUCAAGAAUGUUCUACUUCUUGGUUAUUCUAAUGGAUUUCAAGUGCUUGAUGUGGAGGAUGCCUCUAAUGUCUGCGAACUGGUAUCCAAGCGUGAUGGCCCAGCUACUUUUUUACAGAUGCAGCCCACGCCAAUGAUGUCUGAAGCUACUGAAGGAUUCAGAGCCUCACAUCCUUUGCUCUUGAUUGUUGCUGGUGAUGAGACCAAUGGCACAGGUAUGGUCCAAGGUGGCCGUCUGAGUGCAUUAAUUAGAGAGAGCGUCAAUGAACCUCAGGCAGGAAAUAGUAUCACUACUCCUUCAGUUGUUAGGUUCUACUCACUCAAAUAUCAUAGCUAUGUUCAUGUUCUGAGAUUCCGCUCUGCUGUAUAUAUGAUUCGGUGCAGUCCUAGAAUAGUUGCUGUGGCGCUUGCUGCACAAAUAUACUGCUUUGAUGCUGUUACUCUCGAGAACAAGUUCAGCGUUCUGACCUAUCCUUUACAAGGAACAGCUGGUGUUAACAUUGGUUAUGGUCCGAUGGCUGUUGGUCCUAGGUGGUUAGCUUACGCUUCCAAUAACCCUCUUGUACCAAGUACAGGCCGCCUUAGUCCUCAAAAUCUUACUCCCUCUCCAAGCGUAAGCCCAUCAACUUCACCCAGCAGUGGAAAUUUAGUUGCUCGUUAUGCAAUGGAAUCUAGUAAAACGUUGGCUGCUGGAAUUCUUAAUCUGGGAGAUGUAGGUUACAAAACUCUCUCAAAAUAUUGUCAGGAGUUACUUCCUGAUGGUUCUAGUUCUCCUUUGUCACCACAUUCCAACAGGUCUGGAAGAUUUCCACCAACAGGACUUCCAACUGAACCUGACAAUGCAGGAACGGUUGUUAUAAAAGAUUUCAUUUCGAAGGAUGUCAUUUCACAAUUUAGGGCUCACACCAGUCCAAUAUCUGCUCUCUGUUUUGACCCAAGUGGUACCCUUUUGGUUACAGCUUCAAUACAUGGGCACAAUAUAAACAUUUUCCGGAUUAUGCCUACCCGUGUACAUAAUGGUUCUAUCUCAGCACAUUAUGAUUGGACAUCAUCACAUGCUCAUCUUUACAAACUAUAUCGUGGGCUAACAGCGGCUGUCAUACAGGAUAUCUCAUUUAGUCAUUAUAGUCAGUGGAUUUCAAUUAUUUCAUCCCGGGGAACUUGUCACAUAUAUGUUAUAUCACCUUUCGGUGGUGAUGCUAGCCUUCAACCACAAAAUAUCCAUGAUGGACCGAUUCUUACUCCUAAUCUCACGUCGCCAUGGUGGGCAGCUUCCUGUUGCAUGAUCCAUCAACAGUUACAACAACCACCACCUCCAAUUACAUAUUCUGUAGUUAGUAGGAUUAAAAAUGCUAAUUCUGGUUGGCUAAGCACUGUUAGCAAUGUUGCUGCUUCUGCAGCAGGCAAGAUAUCUGUACCAUCAGGUGCCGUUGCUGCUGUGUUUCAUAAUUCUCUGUAUCAUGACACUCCACGGGGUCCCUCCAAGGCCAACUCGUUGGAGCAUCUUCUAGUUUACUCUCCAUCUGGUCAUGUCAUACAACACAAACUUCUUCCAUCUUCUUUUGUGGAGCCUUGUGAUAGAAGCUCGAAAACAAUACCUACUUCUGUGUUGCAACUUCAAGAUGAUGAUUUACGUGUAAAUGCUGAGCCAGUUCAAUGGUGGGAUGUCUGCAGAAGAUUGAAUUGGCCUGAGAGAGAGGAAGAUAUUUCCAGAAUAUUCUGUAAUGAUCAGCAAACUAGUGAGACAGUUAUGGAUUCCGGAGAUAGUGAAGAUAAUGAAACUUCAUGUUCCAUGUCGACUACUGGCAGUGUACCUGGAGCAGAGUCGGCAAGAAGUGAAAGAUUCCACUGGUACCUUUCAAAUGCAGAGGUACAGAUUAACUCGGGAAAGAUCCCGAUAUGGCAGAAAUCAAAGAUAUGUUUUUGUGUGUUGAAUCCAUCAAGAGCAGUUGAAGGUUUUACAGAAGAUGGUGGAGAGAUUGAGAUUGAAAAUUUAUUUUUUGAUGAGAUAGAAAUAAGGCGAAAGGAUCUACUUCCUGUUUUUGAGCAAUUUCGCUGUAUCCAAUCCAGCUGGAAUGAUAGGGUUGGAGGUAGAUAUCAAACUUCAUCAUCAGGGGUUUUCCAAGCUACAGAUGAGUUUAAGCCUGUAUCUUUUGCAUGUGGAUCGGAUUUUGGGUCAGGAACUACACAAAGUUUGCUCGAUUUUGAUGAAACAGGAUCUUGUGAACCUGUUAGCUUGCAGGCGAUAGAGAAGACUACAGCUGAUGAAUCUGGUCACGGUUCGCCUUCAAUCAUCAGCAAAGGUAUUCCUGCAUUAUCAGAAUCCAAAGCAUCCACUACACUGCCAAUAAAGGACUCCGUUAAUGAUUGCACCCGACUUCAUUCAGAAGACACCAAUAGCUAUUCUGUCAAGGAUGACUCUGUCACUGAUGGUGUGUCGACAAGAUCAAGUAGCCUGUCAUGUAGUGGUAGAUUACUGGUUGUAGAUAAUGACUUUAUGAACGAUAAAGGAAGUGGUAAAGUUCAAAAGGCAUGUUCUACAAACACCCACAUGGAACACGCUGAAAGAUCUGAUUCCCACAAUUCAGUGGAGUUUGCCCAAUAUUUCAACGAGGGUUACUGCCAAGUAUCGGAACGCGAUGACUGCCGCGAGUUGACUGAAGCUGUAACAGAUGCAGACAGCAACAGCAGCCACUGCGAGAGAGAAAAGCCCGAGGAAGAUGGGGACGACGACAACAUGGUGGGAGGUAUAUUUGCCUUCAGCGAAGAAGGUUGAUGAUGUGGAAGUUGGUGGCUUCAUCAUACGAUGUCUUUCUACAAGCAAAUUUCUAUCUUGGAUGGCUGAAACAACCUACAAACCGGAAGCUAUCGACAUGUACUUCUACAGCUACACUUGCUCCUUCUCUUUGAUUCUCAUUUUGCAAUCAAAGGUAGAUAAUGCAUUUUUAGUUAUGGAGAUGGAAGCAAAAGGUCUGCCAAUCCAACCACCUAGACCACCACGGUCACUGUACAUUCUGUAGAUAUGGAUUUUUAGUUCAUGUAGUUGGACGUGCUUCCCACAGAUGAGCUCUCCUUCCUGUUUACAUUUACACAAGUAUUCACCAUUAAUUAGUUUCAAGGGCGAUUCACUUU
Molecule: messenger RNA, 3657 nt
Organism: Musa acuminata AAA Group (dessert banana)
Lineage: Eukaryota; Viridiplantae; Streptophyta; Magnoliopsida; Zingiberales; Musaceae
Product: autophagy-related protein 18g-like
Exons: 9
Coding region: 311-3301 (996 amino acids)
Biological process (GO): response to starvation; autophagy
Cellular component (GO): cytoplasm
Molecular function (GO): protein binding
Source: RefSeq, a predicted model, not a curated record